Messenger RNA from Lepidothrix coronata (blue-crowned manakin), 10255 nucleotides. RefSeq names its product neurolysin (gene NLN). The transcript is spliced from 14 exons. Gene Ontology annotation, cellular component: mitochondrial intermembrane space. Lineage: Eukaryota; Metazoa; Chordata; Aves; Passeriformes; Pipridae. The coding region runs from base 199 to 2265 and encodes 688 amino acids. The record is from RefSeq and is a predicted model, not a curated record. Gene Ontology annotation, molecular function: metalloendopeptidase activity. Gene Ontology annotation, biological process: proteolysis; peptide metabolic process.
CGCCCUCCCUGGCAUGAGCUCCGUCCUGAAGGGCUUCCAGGUGGGCAGGGCGGGCGAGACGAGGUGUCCGCCUGGUAAUCCUUGCACUGAGUGGCACACGUACUGCAGGAGAAAUGGGCAAGAAGACAAUGGAGUGAAGGAGAAGACUGUAGCAGCGGGACUGCAGCAAGGUCCAUUGGGCCACUGCUUGUGUUGAGGAUGACAUUAGGAACAGAAAUUACUAGCCAGCUUAAGGCUUCUUCAUACAUAGCAUCAGGCCGAAACCUUUUGAGAUGGGACCUGUCACCAGAGGAAAUUAGAACAAGAACAGAAGAACUUAUCAGGAAGACAAAGCAUGUCUAUGACAGAGUCGGGAUGCUUGAUAUUGAAGAAGUAACACAUGAAAAUACUGUACGGGCUUUGGCAGACAUAGAAGUGGAAUACGCAGUGGAAAGAAGCAUGUUGGAUUUUCCCCAGCACAUUUCACCUGACAAAGAGGUACGCUUAGCAAGUACAGAAGCUGACAAAAAGCUUUCUAAUUUCGAUGUGGAGAUGAGCAUGAGAGAAGAUGUGUUUCAGAAGAUUGUUUAUUUACAGCAAAACUGCAAUCUUGAAAAUGUAAAGCCUGAAACAAAGCGAUAUCUAGAGAAAUCAGUCCAAGUGGGAAAAAGAAAUGGACUCCAUCUUCCUAAAGAAGUACUGAAUGAAAUAAAGACAAUGAAGAAAAAAUUGAAUGAGCUGUGUAUAGACUUUAACAAAAACCUGAAUGAGGACAACACAUUUCUUGUAUUUCCUAGGGAAGAACUUGAUGGCCUUCCUGAUGACUUUAUUAAUAGUUUAGAGAAGACUGAGGAAGACAAAUAUAAAGUAACCUUGAAAUAUCCCCACUAUUUUCCUGUUAUGAAGAAGUGCUGCAUUUCAGAAACAAGGAGAAAAAUGGAAUCUGCCUUUAACUCGAGAUGCAAAGAGGAGAACACAAAAAUUCUUCAGCAAUUGCUUCCACUACGGGCAAAAGUAGCAGAGCUUCUUGGUUAUAAUACACAUGCCAACUUUGUCCUGGAGGUAAACACUGCAAAGAGCACAGAUAAUGUAACAACCUUCUUAGAUGAUUUGAGUAAGAAGCUCAAGCCACUGGUUGAAGAAGAAAGAGAAUUCAUUUUAGAUUUGAAGAAAAAGGAGUGUCAAGAAAGAAACUUUGAUUAUGAUGGAAGAAUCAAUGCAUGGGAUCUUCAUUAUUAUAUGAACAAAACUGAAGAGCUGAAGUACUCUAUAGAUCAAGAAAAACUGAAGGAAUACUUCCCAAUUGAGGCUGUUACAGAAGGCUUACUGAAUAUUUACCAGGAGCUGCUGGGACUUGUAUUUGAGCAAGUAGAAAGUGCUCAUGUUUGGCAUGACAGUGUUACUCUUUAUGCAGUAAAGGAUAAAUCAACAGGAGAAAUGUUAGGGCAGUUCUAUUUGGAUCUUUACCCCAGAGAGGGAAAGUAUGGGCAUGCAGCAUGCUUUGGUCUACAGCCCGGCUGUCUCCUUUCUGAUGGCAGCAGAUUGAUGUCUGUUGCUGCUCUGGUAACCAACUUCACAAAACCAGCAUUGGAUCGUCCAUCAUUACUGCGACAUGAUGAAGUAAAGACUUACUUCCAUGAAUUUGGUCACGUAAUGCAUCAGAUAUGUGCACAGACUGAUUUUGCUAGGUUUAGUGGAACUAAUGUGGAAACAGAUUUUGUAGAGGUACCUUCACAAAUGUUUGAAAACUGGGUGUGGCAGAAAGAGCCACUACAGCAAAUGUCAAGACAUUAUAAAGAUGAAACCCAUGUUGGAGACACUCUCCUUGAGAAACUUGCUGCCUCUAGACUGGCUAAUUCAGGCCUUUUAACCCUCCGUCAGAUUGUUUUGAGCAAAGUUGACCAGGCACUGCAUACAAAGCUAUCUGUUGACCCAGCGGAUGAAUAUGCUAAAUACUGUAUGGAGAUUCUAGGAAUUCCUGCCACUCCAGGAACAAACAUGCCAGCUACUUUUGGACAUCUGGCAGGUGGUUAUGAUGGUCAGUACUAUGGAUACCUGUGGAGUGAAGUGUUUUCCAUGGAUAUCUUUUAUAGCUGCUUUAAGCAAGAGGGAAUAAUGAAUCCAAAGGCUGGGAUGAAAUACAGAAACCUUAUUUUGAAACCUGGAGGAUCUUUGGAUGGAAUGGAUAUGCUGCAAAAUUUCUUGGGGCGUAAACCAAGCCAAAGAGCUUUCUUAUUGAGAACAGGGUCAUUCUCUUUCCUGUCAAGCAUGGUAAACCCUGCAUAAGGCCAGCCACAGGCCCCUCCACCAUUUCUGCUGGAAGAUAGUGAGCAAGGGAGGGAUUGAACAAGCAUGAAUCUGCAGAAAGUUAUAAACCACAUCUGAAGAUCUUCCGAUUUACUGGCAAAUCAACUUCUUUUUUACUUCAUGUUGUUUUCUGUAUGCACUUUACUCUGCUAGAGACUUUCAGCAGUCCCCCUUAACCUGAAGAAGUAACGUCUGGUCUGAAGAACUUAAGAACUUCUGGCUCUUAAGAAUUUAACCACAAUAAUCCAUGGUAAAAGUAUGGAUUAAGUCUAAGGUGGCUGGCCUUCCUCUCUUUCGUUCCCUAGGAAUGACAUUAGGUUUGGUUGACUUCUUAGGAAAUUGCAUAAAUCACAAAUUGGUUUCAUUUUAGCCAUCAGCUAUCCAGUGCAGUUAGCUCUUAUUAGAGCUGUACCUAGGAACCUCUCUGCCAUGAACACAAAAAGGGAAGAGGUCUUCCUAAAUGAUCUGUUCAGUCUGAAUGGAAAGAUAACAUGAUAAAUGAGUUGGAAUGCAGUGGAUCAGAUUUUUUAGGAGAAAAUUUAAGGGGAGGGGUGUGAUAUUCUCACCUAGGUAAAACAUAAAUUUAGUAUACAAGGGUAAGCUUGGUGUGGUGAAGAAAUGACAUGUUAAAAAGGGGGUUUUCUCCCAAAGAUGUGUGAAAAUAGAAUUCCAGACCCUUUAUGAGAGAUACAUUCUGUGAAGGAAAAAAACCAACAACCAAAACCCACCCUCAGUUGUUACAGAAAACUAAUGGUGAACACUGAGAAAACACAAGAGAAUUGCAAGACUUAUCUAGGAUCACGGGAAAAUGAGUCUGCAUUACAGGGAAAGAUUUAUCUGCACACCAGAGAAAAAUCCAGUCAGUUUAGUCAUAUAACUAUGUCUCAUAGACUAUAUCCUGGACAGAAGGAGAUAUACUACAAAACCAUUCAUAGGUUUCAUGGCAAAAAAGUCAGUCUCAAGUGGAAAGUCCUACCUGGGUUCUUCAAAAGCAUGUCUAAAGCCUGGGCAUUGUAAAUUCUUAAAUUACAAUAGUUGCCCAGGCUGGAAUGGCAAGAGUUACGUUGGCAAAUCACAUAUUAUCUUCAUGGGCAAAUACCCAUUGUGAACUACAAGGGCAUUCUCAGGGUGUGCAUAGAUCUGGUUCAAAACGCAAAAGCUCAGCUUUAAUUGAAAUUGGCCAGAGAGGUCAAAAACCACAAGCAAGGGUUUUUCAGGUACAUAAACAACAAGCAGAAACAGAAGGAAAAUAUUGGCCUGCUAUUGAGCAGGAGAGGUGAAUUAGUCACCAACAGUGCUGAAAAGGCAGAGGUUCUCAACACUUUCUACACCUCUGUCUUCACCAGCACUGGUAUUAGGAACAAAAAUCCAGGCUGAUGCAAACAGAGGUGCUGUCAGUGAAGGUAGAGCUGUUAGGAGCUUGUAGAAGCUUGACCCUACAAUUUGAUGAGCCCUGACAGUAUCCCCCCAAGGGUGUCAAGAGAGCUGGCUGAUGUCAUUGUGAGGCCAGUCUCCAUAAUCUUUUAGAAGCUGAGGAGAUAAGAGGAUGUUCCAGAAGGCUGGAAGAAAGCUAUUGUCACCCCUAUCUACAAGAAGGACUUAAAGGAGGGUCCAGGAAAAUAUGGAUCCAUCGAUCUUCCUGCUGUCCCUGGGAAAGUUACAGAACUAAUCUUCCUGGAGGCUAUCAAAUGUCAGAUGAAGCGCAUGACUGGGAAAAGGCAGCGUGGUUUCACCAAGGGCAAAUUGUGCUUGACAAACCUGGUCACCUUCUACAACACAGCAACCUGCUCAAUUGAUGUGGGGUAAGCAGUGGACAUUGUUUACCUGGAUUUUUCCGAGGCUUUCAAUAACGCUCUUGGUACUGCUUUCUACAGCCUCCUCUGGAGAAACUGUUGCAUUACAGUCUAGACAAGUGGUCUGUCGGGUGAGUCUGUCUGGCUGACCCAAGGCACCCAAAAUGGUGUGGGAAAUCACUCCUGUUCAAACCAGCAACAAGUGAGGUCCUCCAGGGAUUGAUACUGGGCUCAGCACAAUUUAAUACCUUCAUAAAUGGUCUGGAAGAUGGGAUCAAGUGUACCCUGAUGAAGUUUUCCAAUAAUAACAAACUACAUGAGGAAGUGGAUGCUUGGGAAGGGAAUGCUACCCUGCAGGAACACCUGGAUAAGAUGGAAGAGUGGGCUAAUGAGAACAGUGUGAAGUUCAACAAAGACAAGUGUAAGAUCUUGCAUCCAGGAAAGCAUAAUCCAGGAAUGCAGCACAGGGUGGGAUCUACCCGGCUUGGGAGCAGCUCUGUGGGAAGGGAGCUGGGGAUCCUGGUGGAUAGGCAGCUCAGUCUGAGUGGCCAGUGUGCUCCUGCAGCAAAGAAAGGCAACAGGAUGGGUGGCUUCAACAAGGGCUUCGCUAGCAGAGGUGAAGAAUUAUCCCACUUUGCCCAGUGCUUGUCAGAAAUCAUUAUUCCACCCUACUUGCUGGUUGUCAGGCCUCAGCUGGAACACUGUUCAGUUUUGGUCCCUGGUGCACAAAACAGAUGUUCACAGGCUGGAGAGGGUGCAGAGGAGGCCCACAAAGACAAUCAAAGGCCUGGGAAGCCUGGCAUGUGAAGAAAGGCUCAGGGAACUGGGGUUGUUCGGCCUUGAGGAGCUUGAAGGCACAGGGGAGACCUUAUCCCUCUGUUCCAGUAUUUAAAGAGUGGCUACAAAAAAGAUGGAGAUUCUCUUUUUAGGAGGAGCCACAUGGAGAAGAAGAGGGGUAAUGGGUACAAGUUACUGCUGAGGAGAUUCCAGUUGGAUGCAAGAAGAAAAAUUUUAACAGAACAAUAGGCCAUUGGAAUAUCUCCCCAGGGAAGUGAUGGAUUCUGCAACUUUGGACACUGUUAAGAUCCAUGUGGAGAGGGUGCUGGGCCAUCUUGUGUAGACCAUGCUUUUGCAUGGACCAGAUAAUAUUUGAUGUCCUCUUACAGCCUGGUAUUCUGUGAUUCUUAAGUGUCUUGAAAUUAGAAGAUAACUGACAAGGAUCCAAGAUACAGACUGUUUCUGCAGCAGAAGGGUACCAUUUCUUCUUGGUGUCCAAAGGUGAUGGAGUCCCUUGGUUUUGAAAAGGUGACAGAGUGAGUAGCUUUGUGUUUUCAAUUCUUUUAGCUCUGGACAUUCCACACCCAAAGCAGAGACUGCAAAUUACUAUCUCUAAACAAAAAGAGGAAAAGAGAAAAUCAAGUCCCUUUAAGCGCGCUCUGGGCUGGAGAAACCUCAGAGACUAGAAAUUCUACUUGCCUGAUACACGUAUGUGAUUAAUUUGGGCUCAGUUCUCUAACUCAGCACGCUGUUUGGGAACCUGCAAAGGUGUGAUUUCUUAGGCCACUGUAGUAUAAUUUGCUAAAUAAAUCCCCAAUGUGUCUAUUAAAGUAGCAUUUGUUUAGUUAUCAACAAAGUUCCCAAAACAUUAAAAAUUAUUAUUGAAACAUUUUUUUUAUUGUUGCUGGCCCACAUCUGUAACAAAAAUGAUGCUUCUCUGGAUUACUUUCCCAUGAUAACAAAGAUGUUUCAGUUGCUGAUAUAAUUUUCCUUUAUUUAAUUUUGUACAACAUUAAUUAAAAUGGAAAGUUUCAUCAAAGGUCACUGCUGACUUCAUUAAUAAGAAAGCAGUUUUGGUUUGUGCAGAAGCACUAUGAUAAGAUAGAAUUUAACACAGAAGAUAAAUUUAGGCAGCAGCAGAAUUGGAAAUUUCAGAAGUAAAAUUUUAGAUGUAAAAGAAUAAAUGAAUCAUUUCUAGUGUUGAGUGUCUCACUAAGGAUUUUAUUGCGGAGCUUAGCAUCUAACUGAUAUGAUAUUUCCUAAUUUUGAGGCAUUUCUUAUUUUAUAUUGCCUUUUUCUCUUCUGCUAUGUGCUAAAUAUCCUCAGAGGAGAAAUUUUGUCAAAGGGAGGCUGUUCAGUUUGUUUAAUAAAACAAAUAAGUAUUUUAUUUGUGAAAUAUUGCUGUAUGUCAUAAAAAUCAACAAGAUGUCUUAGAAAACAAGAGACUUAAUUUUCUCCUAUAGACUUAAUGAAAAAGAAUUUCCUUAGUUUAAAAGGAAGGACAAGAGAAUAUAAUUUUCUUCUUGAUAUUUAAUUAGAUUUGGCUGUUGCACAAUUUUAUUGAUAAUUGGAUAAUAUUGUGAGUUCAGGCUGGUGAAUUCUGAAAUGGUUGUAAGAGUGUUUGAAAACUUUUUGUAUGUGACUUGCAAAUUGAUACUUCAAUGUAAGCAACAGUGCACCUUGGCAUAAUAUAUGAUUCUUUUGAUAUGUCUUUAGUAGGUAAUAAUAUUUCUGUGCUCACUUUUAAUCAGAUUGUCAUUAGAGAACCUGAACCAUCUUACAUUGCAAAUACAGGUUGAGCAUGAAGGUUACAAGUUCCCUUCAUGUCUUUUCGUAAAUCCUGGCAAUGUCUUGUGCUCUGGUAGCAGUUUUGCCUCUGUGAACCCUCUUUACCUGUGUUGUGGCUACUUCCGCCUUGAAAUAUUUUAUGUUUGUGAGUACAUUUUUUUUUAUUCUGCCUGACAGUAAAGGAAGGAAUGAAUAUAAAUAACCACUUGAUUUUUCCCCAAGGACAAAGUACAACUCCUCUAUGUGUAACCUAUAUUAACAGUAUUUCAUAGCUGCAAUUUUACAUGUUAAAAUACAGAGUCCAAAGCUAGUUAUUUAAGUGAUGUAUUAAGUUAUUUAGUUAUUUAAGUUGAUUUUCAGAGAAUGAGGAUCUAGUGAGCUCAGUGAGAGCUGAGAACCAAUAUUCAAGUGCUGUAGAUGGUUUAAUUUUGGGGGAAAAAGGAAUAAUUUUCAGCCAGAAAAGUAGAAGAUGCUUGUUAUGACUGCGGGAGAUUUGAAUAUGAAUAGGGAGAGAUCAGUAAAGUGAUGAUAAAAUUUCCCUUCACCAAAAGAACUUUAUAGCUCUGACUUUUCACCAGAAAACACAAACAUGAAUGCAUCAUUUAUUAUAAACACAAAAAUAUAAAAUUAAGGUAUUUCUUGUCUAUUAUACAAAGAGACAUAUAAAGUACUAGAGUAAUAAUCAUAUGGCGAAAGCAACAAUAUUCCAGGUUAUUUUUGCUGACUAGUGCAUUUGCAGUGACUAAAAUGCACAAAAGGAAUUGCUAUGGAAAGAAUUACUUAUUUUGCAUGCUUUCUCAACAUACCCACCAACAUGUUUUCAUGUCCACCCUUACUUUGAGAGCACUUGAGCAAAUGCUCUGAUGAUUAAAGAUAAAAAUUGAAAUAAAUUCUAAGCCUUGUAAUUUGUUACUUUUGGCUCUGAAUUUUCUUAUAACAAGGUAAUGAUCUUAGGUGGCCCUUUGUGCUGAACAUUUCAGUCAGUAAUGCCAUUAGUUUCACAGAUCUUAUGUGCUGGUGCUGUUGUGGUUGUCAGUGAGGGACUAGAUUGUCAGUCUGGGAGGAAAAAGAAAAGAAGUCCCUGACGUGGAGAGAAAUACAUUUCACAAGGACACAAUGACUAACACUAGGAAACAAAGGGCAAAAGUACAUUUUGGUUUUAAUUAUAUAGUCCACUGAGAUCAUAAAGGAAAUAAUGAGAUACUUUCUAGAUAAUCUUUUCUACAGCACAGAUUUAAGUGCAGAACUUACAAUAGCUCACAAGGUACAGUUUGUUUUUUAGAUUUAAGAUCUAGAAAAAUUGUUCAGUCAGUUCCCUUGUGGAUUGUUCCUUCUGCACUAAUAACAGGGAGCUCUGUCUGGCUUCCUUAUCUGCUGCCAGAAAAUUCACCACUGAGGGCACAGAAGGGACAAGCUGCACUUCCACAUUUCUGCUGGUUUAUCUUGCUGUAGCCUGAGUGGGUUAGCAGCUGUUACUGUAGUCUGCCCAACUUCAGCUCGGUGGUUGUGGCCUGAAGGGAGCUCUUGCAUGGGAUAAAAUGACUCGUUUGCAGUUGAGCCCAGUCUAACCUGUGGGAGGUUCAAGCAUUUCAAGGGAUUUUGGAGAUUUUUAGCUAUUUAACUGCAGCAGGUUUUUACUGAACUGCAUAUUCUUAGAGGUAUAUAACCAGGCCAAAUUCAGGCGUAUCUUCAUGACAAAAGCAGAAAGGACAUUUCAAUACAAUUUUUGUUCUCUGCCAUGUUUCAAAUCUUACUUUAAAGCGUCACUAUCAGAUGUUUUUAAUUGUUGAAAUAAUAUGUAUAAUACUUUGAUUUCAGAGACAGCCAAAAUGAUUCAGGGAACAUUUUCCUCACUGAAAUCAGCCUGGGGAGCAUAUUCAGCAUGAAGAACUUCAGCUCAAACUGUUACAGUUCAGCAAAUUUAAAAGAAAUUGAAAAUAGGUCAUUAUAAUAGGACUUGUUGGGCAGCCUAACUUGCAGUCAGGUCUGCAAGCCCAAACUAUAGUUUACUACAUGUAGAAAGUAACUUCUCAGUUUAGGUGAGAGUUCAUAAAAGUAGGUGAGAAGGAGGUUUUUGGAAUGGUUUAUCAGAGUUGGUACUGGUUGAAAUGUUUUAAUAUUUUUAAUUGGAGCUUUGGAUUUCAAUAUAAUCUUUUUUUCUCAACAUUUAUUUCAUGAGAUUUUUUUGUAUCAUUUAGAUUUUGGUCAGUGGUAGAACUUGAAAAAUUCCUGACAUAUUAGCUAAGAACUAUUCACUGAAAUAUUAAUGGAGAAAAUUAUUUUUUUUUUUUCAUUGAGAUGCUUACAGACAUAUUGCUUUCCAUAAAAACCAGAUUUUUGUAAUAGAAUGGCCAGGUUUAGAGUUUUACUCUAACAUGAAUAAGAUGUGUUUUCAGGUAGCUGUUGGAUGGAAAUGAAUCCUCAGCAGGGAUUCUCUGAUAACAGGUCUGCUAAAAGCCAGUGGAGCUUUGUUAAGUCAGCUGUCUGCUCAGCAUGAAUUUACAGAAUAAAUGAACUGUGAGGUUCACCAAAUAUUUAAAUGUCUGCUAAGGUAACUUUAAGAAGAGAAAAUAUCUCUGUGUAAGGGAUAGAUUUAUUUCAGCCAUCCUAUUAAUAUUAAUAAUUAAUAUGUGUUGUACUUCCUCUGCGUUCUCAUUUAGACCUGAAAUCUCACAGUGUGGCAAGAGCUGUAAAGCUAAAGCCUGAAGGACAGUAUCAAGACAGUUAUUUCAAACUGUAGUAUGUUCAAAAACAGUGGUAUGGCAUCAAAGCCAGAGUUGUGAAUUACUGGUGAGAAGAAUUACUGACAAGGCUGCUGCUGCAAGUGAAAUGGGCUGGAUAUCUAUGCGGCUGCUCCUCUGUGUCUAACACUUGGAGACGUGGAUAAAAGGAUGACACACAAAUGUAGAUGUCACAGACUAAGAAAGGAUCAAAGGGCAGGAAAGCAACUUGCCAAAUGACAACAGUGUGUAUGUGCUGUGUAUGUAUGGAAGAUGUGUUGAAACUAAAAGUGGGACAACACUUGCGUGGGUAGUAAUUGUAGGACCAAAACAGAAGGUGAUUAUAAUCUUCAGCUUCAGAGUUAAUUCUUCCAUGAUAGUCAAAUCUGAUAUGAUACUUUAACUUUUGCAAGUGGGAACAUGAAAAGAUAUAAUUCAUAUCAAGAUUAUGAAUUAGAGUAAAUGAGAUAUUGGUAAGACAACUGUCUGUUUAUAAACAGGAUAUAAAUAACAGAUUGAGGUUAAAAAUAUUUAUUGCUAUGGGAGGAUGGAGGAAGGGAAUACAACUUUAUCCAAAUACUUGUUUCGUUUCCAGAUAUAUAGUAAGAUCUUUAAUCUUAUUUAUGCUGGUGUAAUGUAAUACAUCAAAAAACCUUCUCCAAUUGUUCCAGGGGCACUGAAUCGUAACAGCUCUGGGUUUUCCAGUGUGAUUAAAGGAAGGUAGAAAUAGUUCUGUUCUUGCUGCCAAAAAUCUUGCUGAGAUUUAUUGAUGGAAUUUGUGGUGCCAAGAAUGCCAUGCCAAGUGCUCUGCUGCAGGAAGGCAAGUAGCCUCACUAAGUUAUUUCAUAAAAUGGUUUGCCAGGUUGGUCACAGCAAAUAAAAAAUACAUGA